Oreochromis aureus is the source of this 3555-nucleotide messenger RNA. RefSeq names its product cytohesin 4a (gene cyth4a). The transcript has 13 exons. NCBI's taxonomy places the organism in Eukaryota, Metazoa, Chordata, Actinopteri, Cichliformes, Cichlidae. The coding region runs from base 78 to 1280 and encodes 400 amino acids. Gene Ontology annotation, biological process: regulation of ARF protein signal transduction. The record is from RefSeq and is a predicted model, not a curated record. Gene Ontology annotation, molecular function: guanyl-nucleotide exchange factor activity.
GGCAGCGCCGGCCCUCUUUUCACUCUGACUGAGUUUGUUUCCUGUGCAGCCGUCAGUCGCUCUGCACCAUCAACAACAUGGCCAUACGCAGAAAAGACAGCUUCCUCUGGGGAAAAGCUCCAAUGAAACUCCCACCAGAACAGAGGAGGCAGAGUGAGGCACAUAAGUUUGAGCUGCUGGAUGACAUUCAGAAACUCAGGUUAGAGAUCAAUCACGUCAUGCCUGAAAUCCACAGCCCUGAACUGAAGGAGCAGAAUAAAAAUGUUGCGAGGAACAGGAAAUUCCUACGUGGGAAAAAGAAAUUUAACAUGGAUUCCAAAAAGGGUGUCCAGUACCUGGUUGAAAAUGGCCUUCUUGAAUGGCGAGCAGAGCCUGUGGCAGAGUUUCUUUACAAAGAGGAGGGGCUCAAUAAGACCGCCAUAGGAAACUUCUUGGGAGAAAGGGAGGAAAUGCACCUGAAGAUACUGAAAGCGUUUGUUGGUCUGCACGAGUUCUCAGACCUGAAUCUGGUGCAAGCACUGAGGCAGUUUCUGUGGAGCUUUCGUCUCCCAGGAGAAGCUCAAAAGAUUGACAGGAUGAUGGAGGCGUUUGCAGCUCGCUACUGUGGCUGUAACCCCGGGGUCUUCCAAUCCACAGACACCUGCUACAUCCUCUCUUUCGCCAUCAUCAUGCUCAACACGAGUCUCCACAACCCCAACGUGAAAGACAAACCCACUCUGCAGCGAUUUGUUUCCAUGAACAGAGGCAUCAACAACGGCGAGGACCUGCCCACUGAGCUGCUCACGAAACUGUACACAAGCAUCCGUAGUGAGCCGUUCAAAAUCCCAGAGGAUGAUGGGAAUGACCUCACACUGACGUUUUUUAAUCCAGACCGCGAGGGUUGGCUCCUUAAAAUAGGUGGUCGAGUUAAAACCUGGAAGAGAAGGUGGUUCAUUUUGACAGACAGCUGCUUGUACUACUUUGAAUACACAACAGAUAAAGAUCCAAUUGGGAUUAUUCCUCUGGAGAACCUGUGUGUCAGGGCACUACAAGACUCAAGCAAACCGUUCUGCCUGGAGUUAUAUAAUCCUAAAGGACAAAAGAUCAAGGCCUGCAAGACGGAGAACAAAGGCAGAGUGGUCCAGGGUAAACACCAGUCGUAUAAGCUCAGUGCAGCCAGCGCAGAGGAACGGGACGACUGGAUAGAUGCAAUCAGGGCGAGCAUCACCAAGGACCCUUUUUAUGACUUGGUGACACUACGCAAAAGAAAGAUCAUCAGCAACACUUCCUCAAAGGACUGACACAGCACCAUCAGUGGAUCAUGGAUUAGUUUGACUGAUGAAUCAUGUUUCAUUUUAAUGACUGCUCACGAAAGAUAAAACCAAGACGUCAUUGCUCUGUAUUUCAAAGAACUGCGCAAAUUGGGAUGUGAUACUUGUAGUGUAAAAAGGAGAAAAGUAAACCGUGGUUUUCACGUUACUUCUGCAAAAUGAAUGCACUGCCGCUCCGACUUCAGGGGCGACAAGUCUGAUGGACAAACAUCUGCUGCAAAGCUAUAACAAUCAUGAAAGUCUAACCUAGAAGACAUACAAUGACCACAAAAAGACUCAAAUGACUCCAGAGAGCCAUAAAACAACUACAAGGAGACAGAAAAUGACCUCAAAGAGACAUAACAAAGACACACAAGGAAAAUUCAGGGACAUAAAAUGACUUUAGACACAGGAAAUGACCACAAAGAUAAAACAACUUCUUAAAAAAACACACAGAUAGACUUUAGCAAGACAUAAAAUGACUAGAAAGAGACGCAAAACAACUGCAAAGAGACAGAAAACAACUUCAAAAAGAAACAAAAUGUUUUUGAAGUGAAACAUAUUGACUUCACUGAGACACAAAAUGCCAACAAAGUAUCAAAAAAUAAAUUGAUACACGCCUUUUAGUCAUGCACACUUUUCUGUUAAUAUGAAAGCAUUUGAACUUAUCAGCUUAUUGAAUCAAUGUUCACAUUAGUGGUCACUUUGUUGUAAAAGCUGAGAUGGCAUUUGCUCGGUCAGACCUGGUAUCAUUUAGGUAACAGAUUCAAUGCAUGCAUGAAUAAGGCUGGAACUACAUGUGCCUUUUCUUCAUCUUCAGUUCUUUUUUAAAAAGACUUACAAAAGACCAAAGUCUGGCACCUUUUCACAUCUGAUGCCAGUGUGUCAUAAACCAGCAUUUGCAGAGACUGGAGGUCUUGUAGGGUCACUGUUUGCAAGACUACAGCUAGAUUCCCAAAUUGGAUACCUAGAGAAAAACAGGUAGUUGUCAAAUCUCAGCACAGAAACUUCAUGAGUUUGGUUUAGGACCACAGCUGAAUCUACUGAUGAAGUAAAUUCAGAGAUUGAAUUUGAGACUGAAAACUCGAUUUCUUUUGAAAGUAUCUCCCAUCAUGGUGUCCUUGUGCGUGCAGCCACUGGCUGAGAUAACAGAGAGAGCACGAGUAUUGGUUUUCUAUAAUGUUUGCAUGAUUGAACUUCAAUACUUGCAGGAGGAAAAAAAAAACUUUUAUUGGAAUAUAAGACAACAGAAAGAUCGACUUAACUGAGUUUUAUGACCACCUGACAUCAAAGGACUGAGAUGACAGAAGAAUGCCACAACUUUUGAAAACUGUCAGAAUUUAAUUUAGACUUUGUGUGCAACCAAAAAUGAUUAUAAAAGUAAAAUAUCAUUUUUAUUGUACGCUGGAAAAAAUCGGAACACAUAUUCAGGAUCAGCACAGGUCUAUAAACACUGUAGAGAGAAUUUCUUGAUUCAUUGGUUCCACAAUUUAACUUGGAUUAAACAGAUUAAAUCUAGAAAGGUUUCCAAUGAAAACAGCAUUGCUGACAGUCCAAACUAAUGAGACUCAAGGUCAAGGUUUGACACAGUUAUCGGGAUCUGAAUUAGGUUUGUGGCUUGCAGCUAUUUAUAGAAGUCUUUCUUUUGCAUUAAUUACAAAUCUGCAGCAUCAGACAGCAGCAGGAUUCAUCUGUGAGCAUCUAAAAAGAGAGAAUAAACGCAACCCAGAUAAAAAUGAAAGAGUGCUGUCAUUUUAACAGAAUAAGGAACUGAAAAGGAAAAAGAACUUAAAUUUUUUACAAAAAUUAACCACAGAAAUGAAGCAAAAACACAAAUACAAUGGCACAGAUGUUUGUGUAUGUGUACUUGUAAACUCUUAGUCUCCCCGUGGCUGCAGACUAUUUGAAGUUACAUAUAUUUAUUUGUUCAUAUUAGAAUAUUUAAAGUGGAUGAUUUUACAGACCAAUGUAGCAAAUAAAAUGUACAGUUUAUUAUAAAUGUGUAUCAAAAGGUUAAAAAGCACUCGUACUUGUUUCUUGACCCUGAUGUGCUGUAGUCACACUUUAGCUUGUGUAAAAAUGCAUUUAGCACUUUUGUAAACCUGUUCCAGCUGUUUUGUAAAUGAAAAUAUGAUUUUUUUGUUAUUGUGUAUUCAAAUGAAUUUUAAGUUAUAAAUCUUUGUACAGCAUGUUUUUAGAUCAUUUUUUGUAAAAUUUAAUGACUUUAUACUUGUGUGGUAAUCAAACUACUUUUCGUGUAUUAAAG